CUUUCUUUACUCUUAAGAACUUUCUUUUUGAACUUUGAAAAACAGAAUAUCCAAUAAGCUCGAGAGAAUUGGUUAAAACGCGACUGCAGUUCAUUCUGGAAAUAUUUUCAGCAUGUAUUUUCUUUUGAUUUUAUUAUUUGCAGAGGUUUCAGGAAAUUGCUUGUCUAAAGGAGACAUUGUCUUUCUCUUGGAUGAGUCAGGAUCUGUUGGUUCUUCAAACUUUCAGACAAUGAAGACUUUUGUUCACGACUUUGUGGCACAUUUCUUAAUCGGUCCUAAUGCAAACCAAUUCAGUGUUGUAAAAUUUAACGCUACUUCCACAGAAGUUUUUAGUCUAAACAGAUACUCCACUUUGGCUGAUAUCCAGUCUACUGUUUCGUUGAUAACUUAUUCUUCCGGAGGUACGUCUAUUGGAAGUGGGCUUAAUUAUGCUCGCCAGUUCUCAUUUACACCUGGUCAUGGUGCGCGUACUGAUGCUGCUAAAAUCGUCAUUUUGAUAACCGAUGGACAAAGUUCUAUUUCAAAUGAGGCCGAGUUACUAAAGGACCAGUAUGUCACCAUUUACUGUGUGGGUGUAACGAGUGGCAUCAACGAACAACUGUUGCGCAGUGUAUCCACUCACAAUGACUAUACAUACAUCACUGACAGUUUUACAACCUUUUCCGGAUUACAGUCACUUCUUGCAGAAAGAUCAUGUGCUGAUCAAAUCGACGACUGUUUAAAUAGUCCCUGUCAAAAUGGUGGAACCUGCGAGGAUCAGUUGGGCAAAUAUGUAUGCCACUGUAAUGGGACCACGACAGACAAAGACUGUUUUAUCCCAGGACUACCAUCAGUUAGCACGGGCUCUGGAGGUACAGCAUAUUUAGGCGGUAGUAAAUACAUCAGCUGUACCGUAACAGGGUCAUACGCAAUCUCUAGAGUGUUCUGGGAGCACCAAUACGACGGCGUCACUUCCGUCGUUGACACCUCAGAUUCAACUAAAUACAGCGGAGGUACCGUGUCAUCCCCGUCCUUGACUAUUUACAGUUUUGCUGUCAGUGAUAUCGGUAGUUACAGAUGUUCAGCCCAGAAUUCUGUUGGCACGGCCCACAGUCCAACCAUGGCGUUUAUCGACAUACCUAAAUCUUUAGUUGAUGUAUCCACUGAAUCUCCUGUACCCGCUCAUCUGGGACAUGACGUUAUAUUAAUGUGCAACGUCAGCUCUACAUAUCCUCCUGUUGCAUCAGUAACAUGGGAAUUUAAUGGCGCCAGAAUCGACACACAGUCAGGAGGGCGAUACCAAGGAGGAAACAUAACAGCACCUUCGUUGCUUAUUAUCAACCUUCAGUCAACUGAUCUUGGCAGUUACACUUGUUUUGUCACAAAUCUAUACAGUUCAAACAAUGUGACCGUUCAGCUUAUUACUAUGAGUUCAGCUGUGUUUGAAGUGACAACAGUUUCAUCAGCAACAGGAGAAAUGGGUGGUAACGUCACGUUGAUCUGCAACGUCACUUCUACAUAUUCAGAGGUUACAUCUGUUACGUGGAAAGUUGAUGGUUCUAAAGUUGACCCUCAAUCAGAAGAGAGAUUUCAAGGAGGAAAUGUAUCAAGCCCGUCAUUGUUAAUCUCCGAUCUCAGAACCACUGACCAAGGCAAUUACACCUGUGCAGCUUUAAAUUUGUUUGGUACACGACGGGCAUACGUCUUUUUAACAAUUACAGAUAGCUAUAGCGUUUUAUUCAGCACGUUGAAAAAUCCUUGCGACUCAUGUGGGACCUUUGAUGAUUGUAAUUCAUCUUCCACUGAGAACCCAUGUACGAUGAGCUCAUGGAAAGUGGCCCUGACUGCCGUGCUGUCAGCAGGUGCUUUAGGUGCAGGUGCUCUGUCAAGUUACGCGCUUCAGAAAUAUAAAACUAGAAGAUCUCGAUUUGACGGGAAAGGUUCCAAGAUCGGGCCAUAUAUUGAUUUCCCUCAACGAGACUUAGGGGUAAAGAAAAUGACAUUCAAAAUGUAAUCAACAACAUUGACAACUGUUUCUCUGAUUGUGAAAGCUGCAUACUUUCAAUUUUUGUGACAUACAUGUAUUUAUUAAUUUUGUAUGAACACCAAAGAAUUCUUUGUGUUAAUAUUUAUUUUUGUUGGUUACUUCUAUUAUUUAGAUAAAAUUUGUUUUCAUUAGAAAUAUCACGAAAUCCAAUUUAAAAAAAAAAUGUAUAUAUGUACAAUAUAUACGAUGCGUGUAGAUGCAUAUCAUAAGUGAUUUUGAUACUUAUUUCUUUAUCAUGAAAACAUGAAUAAAAUUUUCUUCUAAAGUACACAAACACUUUAAGACAAGUCAUUUACUAACAAAAAUAUAUCAUCAUUGUGUUUAUCGUCAAUAAAGAAUAUAAAAACAAUUGUCACAUAAUUCCAUUUAAUUUGAAGUAACACUUGUCAGACGGAGUAUUAAACCAUAGAUCACCAUUGAAGGUAAAAAACUUUGAAAGUUAACACCCUAUGAUUUCAACCACAAAAUAACACUUGCACUUCUUUUACAUACAUCUUUAUGAUUGACAUGGGAGACAAAGGUUGGAAUGUUUUAUAUUCACAAUAUAAACGUUUCUUGGGCUUGGUGAAAUAAAGACCCUUUUAAAAGUUGUCCUUUUAAGCGACAAUUGCCUUUUUCUCUUUCAUUUCGAUCCUGUUGUUGUUGAAAUAAUGAAUUCCUCUAUGUUGAAAUUCAGUUGAGAAAGAAAAUCAAUACUUCUUUUAACCUUCACCUUUAAUUGUAUUUACACUGUAAAACAUCGCUUUUAUAUCUUUUCUUAACGUUUUGCAAACAUUUCCAUUAGCAUUCAAC
Messenger RNA from Magallana angulata, 2818 nucleotides. RefSeq names its product peroxidasin homolog. The record is from RefSeq and is a predicted model, not a curated record. The transcript has 8 exons. Gene Ontology annotation, molecular function: calcium ion binding. The coding region runs from base 113 to 1993 and encodes 626 amino acids. NCBI's taxonomy places the organism in Eukaryota, Metazoa, Mollusca, Bivalvia, Ostreida, Ostreidae.